This is a messenger RNA of Durio zibethinus, 1745 nucleotides long. RefSeq lists its product as uncharacterized. The record is from RefSeq and is a predicted model, not a curated record. NCBI's taxonomy places the organism in Eukaryota, Viridiplantae, Streptophyta, Magnoliopsida, Malvales, Malvaceae.
UUUUGUAUCGAAAAUCGAAAUCAAACAUUUGAGGAUAAACCAGAAAUCACAAACAACACUCCCAAAAGAACGGAUAAGUAAAGGACUUAAAGAGAAAGCCGAAAGUAAAAAGAAAAGCGAUAAUAAAGGAGAAAAGAAGAGAAGGGCAUUUACGUCAAAGUAAAAAAUCAACGGCAAGGGAGAAGAUUUGUCGUUGUUGUCGAAGUCCAAAUCACGAGCCUCUUUCUGGCAAAUCGCGCCACCCUCCUAUCUCCUCCGAUGUAGCAUUUCAACGUUCUUUUUUUUUUUUCUCUCUCUCUUUGAUACUCUAUUAAUAAAGGAGAAUUAGUAAUUAGAGCAACGUAGAAAAUAAAAAUUAAAUCAAAUGCAAAUUUGAAAUCGUCUGAGAUUUUUUUCUCGCUCAUUUUUUUCCCCAAUGGCCGCUAAAUCGAUCGAGGAGGAAAAACCAUUCUUAUCAGGGAUGGUAGAUGGAAGCUCCAAUUUACCAGUCAACAUUUCAUGCAUUGAGUUGAUUAAGCCAAGCUUUGAUGAAACCGAUCAGCAUUGUUCUCUCGAUGUCUUGCCCAUUAUAAUAGAGGAGACUUCAUUUCCAGUAAGAGAAAAAUGCAGCUUAAGCACUCCACAUGGCCAGGACGUCUAUAGCAUUUCUGUUUUGCCUGAGGAAGGAAACACGAGUCCAAAAUUUACACCAAAGUUAACUUUUUUGAGCCUUGUAGAAGUUCCAUUUUCAUCUAGAAAGCAGAUGUCUUUGGAUGCGCAAUUGAGUUGCCAGAACUGCAUUGAUUUGAAAGUGGAUAGUGAAGAUGACUAUUCAUCUUGUAUUCUGGAUAUAAACAUUGAGAAAGGGACUCCUGACAUACUUAAAUCCAGUGAUGAAACUGUUGGAAAUUCAAAAAGUGAAGGCGUAGUGACACAUUUGCAGAAGGUGUUGCAGAGACAAGCAAGCCUAAUUGUAGACAAAUCAUCGACUGAGAGGGUUCAUGAUGCACCAACAAACAGAUGGAGAAGAUAUAAACGAGCUGCUUCAUUUGACUCAAGGAAAAUUGUCCUCCAUUUCUCAAUCUUGUCAAUUGUGGGGACAUUGAUAUUGAUUUAUCUGACGCUGAGGGUUAGACAAACUAGCGAUGGGUUCAAUCAUGUCUAGCACCUUCGCAUUGGUCACCUUCAAAUUUAUGCUUGAACUAGUUUUUCUCGAAAUUUCUCGAGAACUAUUGUCUUGAGAACUGCUGCUUUUAAGUUUAGCUUUUCAAUGCUAAUAUAUAUAUAUUUUUUGAGUUUCCACUGUAAGUAUGACUAGUGAUUCGGCAAUGCAGCAUCUCUUAUCACUGCCUAGUGAGUCUACAAUAUUGGGGAUCGAGGAAUGUAGCAAUCGACUAGUAUAGGAACAGAAACCUAGAGGGCAAUUUGGGUUAAAGGACUAAAGCCAAGAGUUUCCUAAAUCCUCGUCGUUGUCCCGUUCUUAGGCCAAAAGGCUCCCUAAAGGAAAGUACCUCAUUGUAAACCAAGAGGAUGCCUAACGUGUUUAGCUAGUUGCUAGUUGGUAUUGAGUUACUGCAAGGACUGAUGUUAUAUCAACUUUUGGCAUGUUCUUAGGGCGGUUGUUGAAGAUACUUCACUUGAACUUGUAAUGAUAAUUAUAACAUCGAAUUUGGUCCCAACAUCAGGAAUCUUAUAACAGCAACACCGUAAACAGUAAGACCUAAGAACGAGGAUUACUCCAAAAAUAGCGUAUCCUUUCUUGGGCC